UCCGUUGAGGGCGGGGCUCUGCGGGGCCAGAGCUUGGGGUUGGUUAGCAGAGGGUGGCGGGAGGCUCUGAACUCCGCCCCCUCUGACGUGGCCAAUCAGCGGUCGGGUGUCAAGUGAAGCUGGCCUGGGGGAGCAGCGGGUCACCAGUGCUGUCUGUUGGUGACUGUCGAGACGGGAGUAUUAGUGUCUCCAGAUAUUUUGAGCAUCACAACCCAUCCAUCCUCGCCGCAGGCUACUGCCCCCCGCCUCAGCCACGCCUCUCACGCCACAUCGCGAAAAGUUCACGUCUCUGACUACGAUUCCAAGGAACUGAAGACAAUGCAGCCCUUCCGUGGAUCCCCUAGGAUGGUGACAGGCCUGGGAGACGGCAUGGCUCUCCUUGGAGGACAUCCAGCACCAGUCAGUCCCCCCUGCAGCCCCCAAACUCCCAGCGUUACACCCCCGUCGCCCACACCCAGCACGCCUCCAUCCCCCAUGCCGGCAUCGUCUGACAACAACACCGGUGUCAAGAAGGAACUGCAAUCAGACAGCCAAGCAGCCCGUCUUUCCCCCGCACCACCAGCAGACACCCUCUCCAGCACAGAGUUGCCUCAGCAGUCCCUUUCAGCGGUUCAGAUGAAGGACGGAUCGUCAUGUCCCUCAGCACAGUCCGUGACGGAUCCCAGGCGCUAUAGGACAGCCUUCACCAGGGAACAGAUUGGGCGCUUAGAAAAAGAAUUCCUGAAAGAGAAUUACAUCAGCCGACCGCGGCGAUGUGAGCUAGCGAGGGAACUGAGCCUUCCCGAAGCCACUAUUAAGGUGUGGUUCCAGAAUCGCCGAAUGAAGGACAAGCGGCAGCGCCUGGCACUUGCUUGGCCCUAUGCUGAUCCCGCCCUGGCCGCCUACCUGCUGCACGCCGCCGCCGCCACCGGAGCCUAUCCGCCCUACUUGCCGCCGACGCUAGGGCACACCGCUCCCUGGGCCGCCGCGGCGGCCGCCCAAUUGGCAACACCUGCUUUCAGUCCCCCAAGCCACCAGUCGUCUGUUGGCCGCUUCGCGCCCUAUCCACGUCUUCACCCACCCAUCCUCUCGCCGCCCUACACAAGGCCGUCAGAAAUUCCAGUCCUUGGGCCUCCUCUCGCCAUCAGCCACUUGUCAUCUUGUCCCGUCCGCGACUCCGUCAAAGUUGGGGGUGACGGAUGCUUCUGUGGCUUCCUUUAUCCUGAGCUAACACACGCCCUGACGCCCUCACUGGUCGGGUCCACCGCAUCUCCUUGUACUGCCAGCAACCCCGCCCCCGUCCAGCUCCGAAAUGAUGCCUCGGGUCACCACAGUCCUGUUGGGCGUCCGGCAGCACCUUCAGCCAGGGAAGCCCUCGGGUCAUCAUCUCAAAAGACCCCACGCGGUCUUUUCCAACCAUAUCGUGAUGACCUCGUCUCUUGAGGUCACAUGGAAGAACUUACUGUGAUUACUCUGUUAAGAUGAUCAGUGGUGUGACUUCCUCCACGCUGGAGGUGGCCUUCCACAUGACCACUGCCCCGCGGCACAGCGUCGCCCCGCACUUUGGGGAUCGCGGACCCGCAUGGACCAUCAUGGUACUGUGUUACUCAUGUACAGAUAAUGUUAAUAAAUAUAUUUUCAAUCA
Molecule: messenger RNA, 1624 nt
Organism: Portunus trituberculatus (swimming crab)
Lineage: Eukaryota; Metazoa; Arthropoda; Malacostraca; Decapoda; Portunidae
Product: segmentation protein even-skipped-like
Exons: 3
Coding region: 319-1422 (367 amino acids)
Biological process (GO): regulation of transcription by RNA polymerase II
Cellular component (GO): nucleus
Molecular function (GO): DNA-binding transcription factor activity, RNA polymerase II-specific; RNA polymerase II cis-regulatory region sequence-specific DNA binding
Source: RefSeq, a predicted model, not a curated record